This is a messenger RNA of Talaromyces marneffei, 933 nucleotides long. RefSeq lists its product as uncharacterized. The transcript is spliced from 3 exons. The record is from RefSeq and is a predicted model, not a curated record. Gene Ontology annotation, molecular function: oxidoreductase activity. Lineage: Eukaryota; Fungi; Ascomycota; Eurotiomycetes; Eurotiales; Trichocomaceae. Bases 1 to 933 code for a protein of 310 amino acids.
AUGGGCCACAAAAACUACGUGGGGAAGAUCGCUCUCGUGGGAGCAGGAGGACGAAUAGGUAAACAUAUAACCCAUUCCAUUUUAUCAACAGGAAAACACAUCGUCACAGCCCUCACUCGUCCGGACAGCAACCCCAUCCUCCCCUCAGGCGUAACCGUCAUCAAGGUCGACUACAACAACCACGACUCCCUUGUCAACGCACUCAAGGACCAAGACGUCCUUAUCAUAACAUUAAACAUUACAGCUCCUCCAGAAAUACAACACAACCUCAUCGACGCCGCUGCCGCUGCCGGGGUGGCAUGGAUCCUACCCAACGAGUUUGGCGGUGAUCCGCUUGGCUGCAAUUACGUUGGUCUUGCAUGCGGGUUCUGGUAUGAGUUCAGCCUGGGCGGUGGGCCGAACAGGUUCGGAUUCGAUUUCGAUAAGCGGUCGUUGGUGAUUAUGGAUGAUGGGAAGACGAGAAUUAGUACAUCGACUAUGCCGCUGGUUGGGCAGGCAGUGGCUGCUCUUCUUAGUCUCCCAAUCUCACCUUAUGCCCAUCAAGAUGAUAAGAGCGCCGCGAGUCUUGCAGACUUUCAGAACGGAACCGUAUACAUCUCUUCGUUCACACUAUCCCAGCAGGACAUACUGCAAUCCGUUCUUCGCGUGACUGGCACAAACCUGGAAGACUGGAAGCUUCCGCAUACCACGGCCAAAGACCGCUGGAAGUCUGGGCAAGACAUGUUCAAGGCUGGUAACAUGGUUGGGCUGGUCAGGUUGAGUUAUUCGCGUGCAUUCUUUCCCGAUGAUCCGGAAAUUUUCGAGAUGAGUACUGGUCGUAGUAGUAGUAAUACAGGAGGAGGACUGGAUAAUGAGGUGUUGGGGCUUUCCCAGGAGAAUUUGGAUGAGUUUACCAAAAUUGGGAUAGAUACUAAGCUGACGUAUGUGAAAUGA